Polistes canadensis is the source of this 3482-nucleotide messenger RNA. RefSeq names its product TOX high mobility group box family member 3-like. Gene Ontology annotation, biological process: regulation of transcription by RNA polymerase II. The transcript has 11 exons. NCBI's taxonomy places the organism in Eukaryota, Metazoa, Arthropoda, Insecta, Hymenoptera, Vespidae. Bases 415 to 2178 code for a protein of 587 amino acids. Gene Ontology annotation, molecular function: chromatin DNA binding. Gene Ontology annotation, cellular component: nucleus. The record is from RefSeq and is a predicted model, not a curated record.
AUUAAUAAUAUUUUGUCAAGUGUAUUCGUGAGUGUGAAUAGACAUAACGAAUCGAAAAUCGUAUUUCGAUCUCAUAACGGAUUAAUAAAAAAAGUAAGAGAGAGAUAGAGAUAGAGAAGAAAUUUCGGAGCACCGAAUGAGACGCGUGUCUCUAUUAAUUUUCUUCUUUCUUAUAUGCAUUAGUGCAUAAUACAAUUUAUCUUUACUAUAACGUUUAAAGUUAUUUAAUAUUUGACGAAACGAAGGAGUUUAGAUAAAAGUGUUGUCGUCGUCUCGUUAGUUCGUUUGAACGCGGUGCGUGUACCGGAAAACGGCACGUGUUUCUCUCUCGAUAAACUGGAUUUCGUUUCUUCGAGUUAUCUCUCCGUAUCGAGAAACGACAAUCUCGAUUUGUCCUUGAACGACGGUUACAAUAUGGCUGACCAGACAUUUCACACGCCAAGUUUCGGAGAUGAGGUUUUUGACAUACCACCCAUCCAUCCGCAUCCACAUCAGCAACAUCAACCGCAACAACAACAACAACAGCAGCCUCAGCAACAACAACCUCAGCAUCAUCAACAACACGAUCCUAUGCACGGAUAUCAGUCGCAGAUGAUACAGUCCGCUGGAAUGCAGCAAUCUCCGGAUGGCCUCAGUCUCGAUCCCGGUGGGUACCAACAACCGUUGUACCUGCAACAGGAACACUCGAUGCAAGCCAUCAAUGUCAGUUCAGCGUAUAGCAGUCCUCAAGGAUCAUAUACGACUAUGAGUUCACCACGUCAACAGCAUAGUAAUUUGUUGUUACUUCAACAACAACAACAGCAACAGCAGCAACAACAACAACAACAACAGCAGCAACAACAACAUCAGCAACAACAACAACAUCAACAACAACAGCAACAUCAACAACAAGUGCAGCUGCAACAUAUGCAAUAUAUGCAUUCACAGCAACAACAACAACAACAACAACAGCAACAACAACAACAACAACUUCAACAAUUACAAUAUAGGAGCCCAACCGGUGGUAGUCCACCUGCUAUGCAAUCUAACAUCCCUGAAAAUAAUAAUACUACGACUAGCGAAGAUAGUGAUGACAGUACACCUCAUUCGGGGACUAUCGCAGGAAUAAAACGACCGUCACCAGAACCGACAGAUGUGGGAGCUAAAAAUCAGAGAAAAACUAAAUCGCAAAAGAAGAAGAAGAAGAGAGACCCUAACGAACCCCAAAAACCAGUCUCAGCGUACGCUCUCUUCUUCAGGGAUACACAAGCAGCCAUCAAAGGACAAAAUCCUAAUGCGAGUUUCGGUGAAAUUUCUAAAAUAGUUGCAUCAAUGUGGGAUGCUUUGGAAAUCGAACAUAAGAACGUUUAUAAGAAAAAGACUGAAGCAGCAAAGAAGGAAUAUUUGAAGGCUUUAGCAGCGUAUAGGGCUUCUUUGGUUAGUAAAGGAGCAGCUGAGAAUGAACAGCAACAGCAACAGCAUCAGCAACAACAACAGCAUCAACAACAACAACAACAACAACAACAACAGCAACAGCAGCAACAACAACAACAGCAGCAAGUGCAAUACACCGGAUAUCCUAAUUACGGCGGAAAUGGUGCACCAGGAAAUGUUGCUUAUGAAGUUUACAGUCCGCAACCGCAACCACCAUCACCUCAACAACAACAUCAACAACAUCAACAGCAUCAACAACAUCAGCAUCAACAUCAACAUCAACAACAACAGCAGCAACAACAGAUGGCCAUUAAGAAGUCACCGCAUCAUCUUACGAUGCAGGGUAAUCCUCAACAGCAGGCACAACAGGGAUUAUUGGGCAAUGCCAUGGCAUCGGCGCAUAUGACGCAACAACACAUGCAGCAACAGGUGUCACAGCAGCAGUACAUGCAGGUGCCACAGCAACAAGUACAGGUACAAGUACCGCAACAACAACAAAUGAUUCAUAUGAGUCCUCCUAGAGGAGACUCACUUUCAAGCCCACCUCCGGUAAGUGCUUCGCAAGCUGCCAUGGUAGGACAAAGACAGCCAACAAAUGCAUGUAUCCGUCAUGGAUGUCCAAAUCCUGCUGUAGCCAAUAGCGAAUGGGAAGAUGAGUAUUGCAGUAAUGAGUGCGUGGUCAGCCACUGCAGGUUUGUAGAUGUCUUCACUACGUGGGUAUCAUCGAAUCAAAAUCCUCAGCAGAAUUUCUCCACUGUGAAAUAAGUGUUUACGCAAAAUGAUGUCGAACUACGUCAUUAAAAAUUACAUAGAAGUUCUGCCAAUGCGCAGAGACCUGUUGUUAACAGUAAGAUAUCUAAACUAAAAUGUGUAUAUAUAGAGGCCACAGCAGAAUGACAAAAAAAAAAGGGAAAAGUCAGCGCUAAUACUAUCAUAAAACAGUAAGGACUAUGAAAUGGAAGAAAACUCAAACAAUCUCAAGAACUAUUGUAUGCGUAAAGAAAUAAUAUAGCAUCAGGAAAAAGUGUAUAAUCACCUAAAAAAAUACUUACACGCGUAUACAUACAUACAUACAUACAUACAUACAUACAUGAAUACAUAAAUACAUUUCAAAUCAGAUAGAAAAAGCGGAAAUGUAUUUACUUUACACUUUGUAGAACGGAAAGAUACAUACUUGUAAAUUAAGAAGCCUUAUUUACAAUAAUCCAUUUUACUCUGGUCAAAAAAUGUCUAUCUACAAAGCUCGGGGCAUAUACUACUACUAUUAGAAAGAAAAUAAGAAAGCAGGAUUAAGUAACCAGAAUGGGGAAAGAAAAAAUAAAGAAGACGACAAUUUUCCUUUUCAUAGGACCGCAAUAAUAAACUAAUUACUUCUUUGUUGAUAGACGAUACGAGGCGUGCCAAUUGUACAGUUAACACAACAGUACGUUCGUUCUUUUUAAUGUCCCGAAUUAACGGGUGAAAAUUUUUCACUAAUGAUCAAUUGAUAUGAUUCGUAGAUCAUUUUAUUCGGAUUCAUUUAAAAAGGACGCUACAUGAAAAUAAUUAAAUAAUAAAAUCGUCCUUAUUGUAUUAAUUGCAUCCAUAAUAUGAAAAUGAAAAUUCGAAAGAAUUAGAAUGACAGCGGAAGACAGAAUUAGUCGUAGCAUUUUACGGGGUAAAUGAGAAUACAGAGAAAGGAAGAGAUAUUAUUGCAUGUAAAUAAUAAUAAUAAUAAUAAUUACGAUUAAAUAUAUCCCAUUUAUAAUAAAACAGUGAGAAGAAGAAGAAGAAGAGAAAAAGGGAGAAGAUACGUGAGAUAGAAUGGGAGGAGCAGUUUAAAAAUUAAAAAAAAAAAAAAAUCAAUCAUGUCUGUAUAGUAAACAAAAAAAAAACUGUAUUACCUGGCAUUGCCAUGGGCCGCGGUUGUUGCAUGUUUCCCCCUUCUAUAAUUAGCUAGGAAUAUUACUAAUUAUCUAGUAUGAUUAUAUUUAUAAAUAUAAACAUAUAUGUGUAAUUGGUUGGUCAAUUAUAUAUACAUGUUUGCACGAUAGAACUCUACCUGGUAUCAAAAAGAAAAAAAAAUGAAA